Sebastes umbrosus (honeycomb rockfish) is the source of this 1555-nucleotide messenger RNA. RefSeq names its product mitochondrial ribosomal protein L44 (gene mrpl44). The coding region runs from base 38 to 1039 and encodes 333 amino acids. Gene Ontology annotation, biological process: regulation of gene expression; rRNA processing; primary miRNA processing. Lineage: Eukaryota; Metazoa; Chordata; Actinopteri; Perciformes; Sebastidae. The record is from RefSeq and is a predicted model, not a curated record. The transcript is spliced from 4 exons. Gene Ontology annotation, molecular function: double-stranded RNA binding; ribonuclease III activity. Gene Ontology annotation, cellular component: nucleus.
GCUACACUCUUGCUGCUGUCAGUAGCUAGCAGGCAACAUGGCGUCCGGGUUCCUGCUGAGUCGUGGUGCGAUGAUAACAUUAGGAAUUCACUGUCAGCGUGUUGGCAGAAACGUGUCGCUGUCGCAGGUCAGAGAGAAGAAGCGGUGGAUGAAAGCCUACACUCACCUCAUGGCGAAGAAGCUAAAGCUGGAAGGAGCUCCAGCACCGAAACCACGCUCUCAACAGCCUCAAUGGAAUUUCCAUGCUGAGGUUCAGGCUUUCAGCACCCGCCUUCACGAAAACUUCUCCCUGGAGGUACUGAAAACAGCCUUCAUCAAUCCCUGUUACCUGCGGGCCGAGCAAGAGAGGAGACAGAGUUUAGGCGUGGACUCUGAGGCCACCGCUCUUGCUCUGAAAGAUAACAUUCAGCUGUGUGAAAAGGGAGUGGGUUUCACUAAAAGCGUCCUAACCGACUGGUGCAGGGCCAGCUUCCCGAGCCUGCCGAGUGAGGGGGUGGAGAGUGUCGUAGGGAACCUCACGAGUUCAGCGGUUGUGGCCUAUGUAGCGAGAAAUCUCGGUGUUGAAGACCUAACCAUGAGUGCAGAGUGUCCUGUUCCUGAUGAUGUGCUUCAUUCUACAUUCAUGGCGGUAGUUGGUGCUCUACAGGAGAGCAGCGGAGCAGAGCAAACUGGAUUGUUUCUCAGGGAUUUCUUGGGCACUCAGCUGAUAGGGAAGGACCUGUUUGAUAUGUGGACAGUUGUCAACCCCAUGGGACUAUUGGUGGAGGAGCUUACUAAGAGGAACGUUCCACUGCCAGAGCCUCGCCUUAUCAGGUCUGCUGGAGCCAGUACCGUCCUGCCACUAUACUUUGUCGGCUUGUACAGUGACAAGAAGCUCCUGGCUCAGGGUCCAGGAGAGACACUCGCAGCAGCCGAGGAAGAGGCAGCUCGUGUGGCCCUCCGGAAACUCUACGGCUACACUGAGAACCACAGACCCCUCGACUUCUCUCCACUACAGCAGCAUCAGCAGCCAUUAGUACAAUCCGUCAGCAGUAAUUAAUUAAGUAACAACUCUUAUGCUGCAGCUGAACGUAAUUUAAAGGCAGUGUAGUUGGACAGGAAAGUGGCAUGAAUCUACUUAAGAGAUAAUUUGAGAUAUAGUACAUCUCAUUCAUGGAUAACAGAGUUGCUUCGGAUUGUAGGGAGAAAGUUAAGGCAAAUAAGGUCACCAUCCACCUUAUGAAAUAUUAGUCCAACAGUGCACUAAACAGGAUUGUUGCUGUUGGGUAUGUAAAUGUCAGUUCCACCACACAAAGGAGAACAAAAUAAACCUUAUUCUCCACAUAAAAAGUGUGACGUAUGGUGUAAGAUCCAGGUUUCCACUGUAUCAGACAGAAAUCGAAGCGUCCCAGAGCUUACCUUGGAUAAUAACCAAUAUGUUCAGCAGUCCGUAGCACAUAAUAGCCCUGAUAUCUGGUUGUCCUUGUAAAUAAAUACAAUUGCCAUUUGGUUUACUUGGUAUUCUGUUAUAAUAUGUGGUUCAUCUGUAAUAAAAAGUAAUAUGUAUACACCAUGA